Molecule: messenger RNA, 4505 nt
Organism: Lingula anatina
Lineage: Eukaryota; Metazoa; Brachiopoda; Lingulata; Lingulida; Lingulidae
Molecular function (GO): interleukin-17 receptor activity
Source: RefSeq, a predicted model, not a curated record
AAUAUAGAUGGCGCUUUGCUUAAACCAACAAACAUCAUGGCUGCUAUGAGUCCAGGAACAUCGAAUUCGGGGUUGAUAUUUUUUGUUCUCUCCGUGUUUCUGUCUCUCUCGCCAAUUAUAGCACAGUAUUGUGGCAACAGGAAUUCUUGUAGCAUAACAGGCUAUGCAGAAAAUAUCUGUUUUGUUAAUAAAACUUUUGGUUGUUCUGUGAAUGUCACAGACUGGCAUGCAAUACAGUAUCCUCAGGGAAAUGGAGCUGUCUCUGCACAGGAUAUCCAUGCAAGCUACAAUAAUGGUUCACUAUUUCUGAAUGUGAGCUUGGAGCUAAACCAUGGGUUUGUUAAUUCCACGUCCGGAUUUGAAGUCCACAUUAGCCAGGGCGGUGGGUCAGAAAUACAGUGUGUCUUACUGGAGGUCAAGCAACUAAACUGGACGGAAGAUGAGCUGCAACAGCAAACAAUAAUACUUUCAUUAUGUAUGGCUGAAGGAGAGAGAGGUCCAAACAAACCAUACAAGCUUGCAAUAACGACUAGACCACAGCUUCACUUUACACUGGAGUAUUUUACAAUUUUAAACAAUUUGACAGUGCUGAGAUUAAAUCAAACGGCAUUUUUGACGAACAACACAGCAACCACAACAGUGCCUUCACACGCGACAAGAACACCAGUAAUUUCUCCCACAGGAAAUGUUUCAAAAACAGUCUCAGUUGUCAUGGAAACAUAUUCUCCAACAAAUCCAUCGUCCACUAUAGCAACAUCUUCAAGUUCCCCAGUGCAAUCUACGUCAUCAUCAACAGUAACAGGAGUGACAACAACAAGUACAGUGAAAAGCUCAACAAGAAGCACAGUGACGACAACCUCACAACAGACAAAAACAGCAAAGAGCUCUACUACAAUUGAGAUAAAAACAACUAUGGAUUCGGGGACCACAGUUGCAGCAGGAGAACAGCCUAGCACAAAGGAAACAGAUGUGAUCCAGUCGCGCCUGUCCCAUGUAGAAGAGACACAGAUUAGCAUUAUCUUGGGCUCCAUCCUGGGUGUGGGCCUAGCUGUGGUGGCUAUUGGCAUGGCGUGUCUGUGUUACAGGAGGAGAAGACUGCGACAAGAUUUCCAGAUGCAAAGAUUUGAGGAGGAAGUAGAGAGCUUUAGCUCAAAUGGAGAAGGGAACACUUUCAAAACUAACCCCAGUGUUCUGUUGUUAUAUUCCUACGACUGUCCAGCUCAUGAAAGAGUUGUCAGUGCAUUUGCCAUGUAUCUGAAAGAAGUGUGCGGAUGUCAGGUGCACUUUGACCUUUGGGACCAGGAUGUGGUACGUGAAAAAGGCCCGCUGGUUUGGUUUGGAGAAACAUUAGACCAAGUGGACUCUGUGAUCGUGAUUUGCUCAACUGGGGCUCGCUUCAAGUGUUCUCAGAAGAAUAAAUACCAAGUAAAAGUUGACCAUCCCAUAGCUGAUAUAUUUGUCCCAGCAUCAGAUAUGGUUGUAGAGAAAAUAAGGCUUGCCAGAAAUGAGGAACAGCUUUUUGAGCAGCCACCACCACAGUUGCUCUCAAAAUACUGCAUUGUGUACUUCGAUUACUGUACUGCGAGUGAUGUCCCUGUGAAAUUAGAAUUAAUCCCCCCAUUUUGUCUCAUGAAGGAUAUAUUUGCUGUGUACUGUCAGCUACAUGGCAUUCAGAACGACACAUGGUCGAGCUUAACCUAUUGUGCAAGGCACACAGGUGUGAAACUGGAAAACUUUGCCAAAACUUCUCAAGGAAAAGAACUGGACUCUGCUGUCAGAGCGGCCAAAGAUUACUUCAGAAACAAUAAGAACUGGUUGCAGGAAAAACUGGAGCCUUUGUUUUCACUGGAACCCCUCCCUCUGGAGCCACACGAGUUGCAGCCAAGUUUGCAAGAUUCAAAACAAAACAGCAGCCAAACAAAUGACAUUGACCCCAAGGUCAAGGUCAAAGUUCAAGGUCAGAUUGGUAGUGGCGGGAGUACCAUUGAUGAAACCGACUCUGUUACGAUAAAAGACAAGAGAACAGAAGUAGAGUGCUUAGAUGAAACGCCACGCAGAAAAAGCAGGCAUAGACAAGGGAAAAGUGCAAGGGAAGAGAUUGCCAUGGAUACGUUCACUCCAUCAAACAGGGAAGAAGACCCAGCCGAUGGACCAACAGAAUUGGUCAACCAGGUCAAUUAUUACAGCAAAAGCCACCCAAAAGUUACCCCAGCGAGGCACAACUUAAACAGUCCUCCUCAGAAAAGAUAUAAAAGCAGACCUCCUCCUGAUGUGUUCGAGGCAGAAAAAUGCAGAUUGCCACCUCCUCCUGUGUCCAGCAGAAAGAGUCCCAGAGGAGGUUCUCUUGAAACUGUAAACUCUGUGGAUCACUCCCAAAAUAAUAUCCAUUUCACGGGAGAAGGAAGACACAUUGGACAUGGGAAUAAUGAAAACAACACAAGUUCUAGUGAACUUUUGAAUGGUGAUAUUGAAGAUUUUUGUCUGGACAGUGAAGAGGAGAUGUUGAGAGACAUUGCUUUUAUCAAAACUACUCCAAGAAGAGACCAAGACAGUCCAGAUAUGAGAUAUCCUGGAUUGCCAAGCCAGCCUGAUUUGGGCUUGUCUUGGAAGCCACCUAGUGACCAAUCUAGUAACUCUGGAACAUCUUUGCACAAAGUAACUGGCAAUAAACUGUUUGUUUACCACAACAAUAUGCAUCCCAUUAAACAGAAUAGAAUGUCUGAUUCAAAUAAAAUACAUGUGCGUAACAUGUCUAGUAACUAUAGCGAUGAGCAAAAACUGAUUCUUACUGGUGCAGAGGAAUUUGAAUUGGGAAAGGAAAACAAUUACUUAAAUUUAGUGGCAAAGAACCCAUUGCCAGUGCCCCCACUACUUCAUGUUGAUUCAACUAGGUUCUGAUAUUUUUCUAACAUGCAAUAUUCAAACAAAUACAAUAAUUUUAUGCUCACAAUAGAAAAUGUCUUCUUCAGUUAAUCUGAUAGUACACAUACAUGUAUUUGGACAAGUGCAAAUUGGCCCCUGCUUGUGAGGAACUAAAAUUUAAGUAUAAUUUAAACAUAUUUGAUGCCAUAGAGCAUUCUCAGCAAUACUGGAGUCCAAACCAUGGUGAAUGCCAUAGUUGUCAAAUCAUAUCUUAUUUUAUUUCUCUGUUUCUACAGAACUGACUUCACUGUCAAUGGAGACAAAGUUGAAAUCUGCUCAUAGCUAAUCUGGUGAACAGGCAUGUUGCCGUUGAGGUGGAGAGUUUUUUCAGGUUUUCCAAAUGGGCUCCGUCUAUGUUCAAACCUUUUGCAGCAGGGGACUUCAAAAACUAUAAUUAUGUUUUCAAGUUUAGUAAAAAUAUUGACAUAUUCCUGGCAAAAUGUGAUAUUUGUAUAAAUAUGAUGGGUGUGGUUAACAAUUCUUCAGGUUAAUGUAUGUAGCCAAAUGACAUAAGAUAAUUGGGGUUUCAUUAUGUAUUCAAGUAGCAAUAGAAAAAAAAUUCUGAAAAUUUCCAUUUUUUUUCACAUUUUUACAAUAUCAUCACAUACAGAGCAUUGGGAAGAUACUGUAACAUCACAUUUCAUUAUAUAUCACUCUUAACCACUAUGUUAGGUACAUACUUAUAUCAGAAGUGAGACUAUAGAGUAUAUUAAUGACAUACUGGUUUCCGUCUUAAAAGUUUUUUUAUUACAACACAUUUUAUUUAAGAAUAUUAAAAUGUUGUUGGACAAUUUUUCCAAAUUAUUUUUGAAAAUUUUUGAGGGGUGUUAAAAGAAUGAAACACAGGCCUUUUAAUCACUGUCGAGUUAAUGGGCAAAAUAUAGAUGAAAGUUGUCCUGUUUAAGCAGACUGGUUGCUUUCUCCCAGUUAAAAAUGAUCUGGAAAGGAUUACAAAAUAUUUUUCAAUCUGAACUUUUUCGUGAUAGUUUGUUCUUCACGCACCACACUAUUUUUAUAUUAGAUUUUCAUCUCUUUUUGUAUAACAAGGGGAAUAGGGAAUUUGUAUUAAGUGAAUAUUCAAGAUAUUUUUAUGUAUAUUUCAGUUGUUUUGUCACGAGCCACUUAAAUGGUUAUUACAAAUUUGUUUCUUACAAAUAGUUGUUAUAAUGUUAGAAAGAUAUUUUUAAGGAAUAGACAGAGUGAAUUAUUUAAUUUUACUGACAUAUACUUUGGGGAGAAUUUUGUAGAAUCCCAAGUUCAUUUUACAUGUGAUAAAAACAAACAAUAUUUUUGUUAAGAGUAUUGAAAGAACAUGUUGUACACAAAUAGUUAAUUAAGAAAACUUAUGGAAUGAAUGCAAAUUUUUCAGUAUUUGAUCUUAUGAAAUUUGGGAAUGUCUAAAGUGAAUAGAGUCAUCAGAGCACUAACAUAUUUGAAUUUUAAAGGAGAAUAAAAACAAAAUAUUCUUAUACAUGAUAGAAAGUUGUCCCAUUUUGUCUUUGCUGCUUGACUUGUGGUAGAUUAUUGACAUCUAUUCGAUUUUGAUCAAUUUACUGAAGAAAAUAAUCAGCUGCUAGACAGUA